AGGGCCGGUGCCGGCAUGGGAACGGCCCCGGAUCAACGCCGGGACCCGCCGGGACCCGCGUGGGGCCAGCCCCGGGGCAGAGCCCCCGCUGCCCCCCCCGCGGUGACCGUCCCCGUCCCCGUGUGUCCGCAGGGCAGCCUGGAGGACGGCCGGAUCAUCGACACCUCGCUGAGCCGCGACCCGCUCCAGGUGGAGCUGGGCAAGCGCCAAGUGAUCCCCGGCCUGGAGCAGAGUCUGCUGGACAUGUGUGUGGGGGAGAAGCGGAGAGCCAUCAUCCCCCCGCACCUGGCGUACGGCAAGCGGGGCUCCCCGCCGACCAUCCCCGGCGACGCGGUGCUGCGGUUCGAGGUGGAGCUGGUGGGCCUGUCGCGGGCCAGCUACUGGCAGAAGGUGCUGAACGAGGUCCUGCCGCUGCUGUGCCUCGGGCUGGUCCCGGCGCUGCUGGGGCUCAUCGGGUACCACCUCUACCGCAAGGCCAGCAGCCCCAAGCUCUCCAAGAAGAAGCUGAAGGAGGAGAAGAGGAACAAAGCCAAAAAGAAAUAAAGCCUCCCCUCGGUAGCCGCAG
This is a messenger RNA of Oxyura jamaicensis (ruddy duck), 565 nucleotides long. RefSeq names its product FKBP prolyl isomerase 11 (gene FKBP11). The transcript has 4 exons. Gene Ontology annotation, biological process: protein peptidyl-prolyl isomerization. The record is from RefSeq and is a predicted model, not a curated record. Bases 16 to 543 code for a protein of 175 amino acids. Lineage: Eukaryota; Metazoa; Chordata; Aves; Anseriformes; Anatidae. Gene Ontology annotation, molecular function: peptidyl-prolyl cis-trans isomerase activity.